UAAUUUUAAAAAAUUAUCGUAAUGCCUUAAAAUUCUUUAACACUAUUUACUUUGAAGAUUCUGAUCAUCCUCCAGAUGCCCAAUUCUUUCCUCAACGCUCUUACUUUGACGAUCUAGUGGAGCCAGUGUUGGCCACCUUUAUAAGUCUAAUUAUUUUUGACUGGCCUUGGGCUAUAAGUCUAAUCACUGGACUU
This is a messenger RNA of Funneliformis caledonium, 194 nucleotides long. The record is from the annotation of a GenBank genome assembly. Lineage: Eukaryota; Fungi; Glomeromycota; Glomeromycetes; Glomerales; Glomeraceae.